This is a messenger RNA of Vespa velutina, 18534 nucleotides long. RefSeq lists its product as uncharacterized. Bases 1080 to 10790 code for a protein of 3236 amino acids. The transcript is spliced from 21 exons. Gene Ontology annotation, cellular component: terminal bouton; neuromuscular junction; plasma membrane. The record is from RefSeq and is a predicted model, not a curated record. Gene Ontology annotation, molecular function: phospholipid binding; syntaxin-1 binding; calcium ion binding. Gene Ontology annotation, biological process: synaptic vesicle maturation; presynaptic dense core vesicle exocytosis; synaptic transmission, glutamatergic. Lineage: Eukaryota; Metazoa; Arthropoda; Insecta; Hymenoptera; Vespidae.
CACAUCCUUUACCAAAUGGUUUAAAUCUCAUGCGUGUUUCGGAGUGUAAACUCUAGAAUAUCUCUAAAAUCUAUAUCAACGUGUUAUUUACUUGUAUGCGCAUACACGUAACGUACGAUCCGAUACAUCGGCUUUAUACGAAGAAGAAUCCGAUGGAUGACGAUCAACGACCAAAACGAAUUUUGUCAAUUAUACUAUUGAAUCGUUCGCUUAGCAUACAUGUUUUAAGCUGAUUCCUCUCUAUGGUCUCUGUCUGAUCUACCUCUUAUAGAUAGAAAGAAAGAAAAAAAAGAAAGAAUACACGGAGAGAAAGAGCGAGGAUACAAAGGAGAGAAAAAGGAAAACGUCGACAACGAAAGAGCGGUGAAAGGCCUAAAUAUGAAUAUGCAUAUACGCGAGGUGCAGUGACUCUAGGAGCACGCUCUCGACGAUACCUGUUUUAAUUCGCCGUUAAUACAUUCUUCUUCCGAUAGGAGAGUAUUCCGGUAUCUCUCGUGCCGUAUCAGAGAGAUUUACUACGGCAGCAUGAUCCCUGGGAAAUGCUUUCAAAGUGCCAUUUGCCGAAUAUCGCGCUAUAUCGAGCUUUCCAACGGAACGAGGCUGGAUGCCUUCCACGUUCCCUGCGCGAUGUGUUGUAGUGUCUAAGAACAAUAGUGACGGACAAUAUUUUGUGCUCGAGAAUAGAAAGAGAUUGGUGACGAUCGUACGACAAAGUGAUCAGCGACGAUGCGAGGUGGACACGUUGACGGACGUGAGGAAGCUCAUGGAGGAAAAGUAUAUUUCUGCGAAUCGGCGAGAGUACGAAGCGUCAUCUUCCUCCCGGGACCGUACGCCGAGUUUAUUAAAUUCAUUCGAUUUUACUCGAAUUGAGAAGUUAUAAAAGGAUCGAGGAAAAAGCUAUGGGUAAUUGGACGAGGAGAUCGUGCGGACUCGCACAUAUGAGUAUCGCGAUGGCCGAGAUAGCUUAGAUCGCGGAAGACGCGAAAACGUUCGAGAGGAAAGUUUUGAAAGCGGGGAAAAAAGAAGAAAAGGGACAGAGCAACAAAUUAGAAAAGUAGAAAAGGUAAGAGAAAUCAAGAAUGGAGUCGACAAAGUUGGGCGGAGCCGCGCCGACCAGCCCGAGAGCCCACUCGCCCGCUUUGCCGAGCUAUUGUACCAGCACGGACGGUAACAUCGAUUACAUCAUCGGCGACUACAUGGAGCGAUUGGGCACGAGACUCAAUAUCCUCGAAACCGAACUAAAGUACGCCUGGAGGGCCCUGGAUUUACUCAGUCAGGAGUACAUAAAAAUGUGGGAGAGAUUAGAAAAAUUGGAAGGUCUUUUGUACGAGCAACAGACGGUGAUAAGUCAGUUGAUUGAGUUUUAUGCGAGCGGCGGCGGAGGCGGCGGCAGCGGCGUCGUCGUCGGCGUCGGCGUCGGCGUCGGCGUCGGCGUCGGCGUCGGCGGACACGAGAACGGCACCGAGGUAGCCGAGGAUACGUUGGCCGAUCAGCAGGAUUCCGUCGGCGAAUUGGACGCCAUCGCGAAGAGUUUGAACGCGGCAAUAGGAAUGGAAGAGACGAGCGCAUUGAGGGAGAAACUAACUCAACAGGAAUUGGCUAGGAUGCACGGUCUAACGCAGGACAGCGCGACCGCGAACGCCGUGGUAACGGACAUGCACAGGAACGUAAGAAAUUUGGAGACUCUGGAGACGCUCGAGGAGGAGGAGGGCAAUAUACCGGACGAAGCCUUCUAUCGUAGCCUGAACAAUGCCUAUAGGGAGGACUUGAUAUGCGGCGACACUUCGAGGCCUACCUCGCAACUCGGUAUGAUAUGGGAGGAGGCCGAGGACGAGGACGUGAACGGUAAAAAGGAAAGCGAGAUCGAUAUCUUCGAGAAGGAUUCGCCGAAGGAAAAGGAGGCGGAGGAAACGUCGACGCAACAGACCAAAGAGGAGAUUCAAGCAUCGGCCACGAAGAAGGAGGACGAAGCGGACGAGGACGAGGGUGAAGUAUUUAGCGCGGCCGAUUACAAAAGCUAUCGAGGCAAUACUCCUUGCGUAAGCGAACAAGACCUCGCUCAACUCUCGAGACUUAGCUCGAUCGACCAGGUAGCUUUGGAGAAGCUCCACGAGCUCGACCGAUUGACCAGUAAAUUGCAAAAGGAUUCUCAAAAUUUGAUCGAACUGCAGUCGCGAUUGAUAGAGUCGCCGAAACGCCGAUACUCGUCCGAGGCCGAGGCGAAGCUGGCCGAGGAGGCGAGCAGCAUAGACGAGCAAUUGCGAAAGAUCUACGCGGAAACGGACGUGGACAGUUGGACGUUCUCGAAGAGUCCCGGAUCAACGGGCAGAUCUUUGUCGAGGGUCAGUACCGACAGCGGUCUCGCGACCGACGGCGAUUUUACCACGAGAUCCAUCUCGCCGAGAUUAAGUUCCGCUUCCAGGAGCAAUUUGGACUCGAUCUCGAGCACUUACACGCCUCCUAGAUUGGGAUACACCUCGGCGGUCCUAGAGAAGAGUCCCGAGCCGGUGAUUCAAUUGCCCAUCGACGUCGGUAACUUCGCCAAAGGCUAUGCGGAGAACAAAGAAUUGACCGAUCUGAUGGCCGAAAGUUUCGCGGCGGUCACCUGCGCGUCGCCCACCAUUUACAGUACCACCACCGACAAAGUACCGUCGCCGACGCUCUCGGUUGGGAGCGUUCACAGCGUUCACAGCGUCCAAAGUAUUCGGACCAGACAAGACGGUUACUUCGGUAGCUCUGCCCGAUUGAACUUGGACUUUCAAGAGAGUAGAACGCCGCCGAGCCCCUCGCCGAGCUCUCCUCCGCCUCCGGCGCCGCGAGAUUCGACCGAGUCCUUCCUAAUGCCUACCGCGACGGAAGACGAAACGAAAAGACCUCAAAGCCCUGGAGGUUACUUGAGGAAUACCGAGAAACUUGUGUCCCUCGAUCAAGGACGGCUGAGCCCGCGUACGCCUCAUUCCCCUAAAUCCCCGAGAGUAUCGCCCAAGCACCUGACGAAGCCGGUCAACGCGGCCAACAUAGCCGCCACCAAAUCCGACUCCGGAUUGUCCUCUAUGAGCGGAUGGAGCAGCUUGGACAAGUCGCCGAGUUCACCGAAGAAUUCGAUCGGCAAAACGUUGACUUCCUAUUCGGCCGAUCACACGAGAACUAACCUGACGGCGUCGUCAGUGACGCAUCAACCGGCAAGGGCCUCUAGUCCGAUACCACCGCUUCCGGAAAGUACGAGCGCCGCCGCCAUCACGCAAGAGCCGCUUUACGACACUCCCGAGGGUAGAGACGCAUUCGCUACCGCAACAGCCACCGCGACCGCACAUUCUUAUUCGACGACGACGAUGAAUCAUUUGUCCUCGUCUUACGCGCCGUCGUCGAUGAAAUCACCGGCUGCGACCAAGGACGAUUACAAUCUCGUACCACCGCCGGCGCCAGGCGCGAACACCUGUCAAAGUCCAAAGAAACGAACGCGCCAGCAAACGGCCCUUCAGCAUAACCUUCAACAUAAUCUUCAACAUGGGAUUCAGCAUACCUACGAUUCCGUACCAUCGGCAACCAUGAUGGAUUACGUCUAUAGAUCGGAACAGCCCGCUAUUUAUUCCGUAGCCGGUAGCAAUCGUCAGCAAGUAAUAACGAGCGUCUAUACAAGCGGUUCCGGUAGCUAUGGCUUCAAAAUUACGGGCUAUUAUCCGGAUUCCGUCGGUCAGUACGGGAACUAUCAAGAAAGUUACAACGCUCUGCAGUAUCCCGAGGCGGCCGGCAUGACGACCCAUAUAAAGAAACCAUUAAGAGGCUCCUACGCAGAGCCAACGAGCAACCAGGACGGAUACAAGGCCGCGAUGUAUCGUACCAUGUUUCCCACGGGAAACAUCACGGACGCUCUGUCCUAUUAUCCGACAAGCGCGAGUUUACCGCGAACGGAGAACAACGAGAGCUCUUGGAUGAACUCGAUGGACGAACAAAUUCCCCACGAUUCUACCUCGUCUAGCAUCAGAUCCCUUACCUCGGACGGUAGUUACGCUCAAAGCCCUUACACGGACCGAAGGUAUCCGCAACCGCCGGCCUAUCAAGCGCACCAACAGUAUCAUCACACAUACGCCAAUCAAAGUUAUCCGCAAACCGUCGGCUAUCAGCAACAGCAUCAACCUUACGGGCAAAGAUUGAUGAGCAGCACCGAAAGCGUACAACUUGCGGACGGUUAUCAGAGACAGUGGCAACGGGAGCAUCAAUAUAUUCAGGAACACGAAAAUGCGAGAAUACCGAUGGAACAGCAACAGCAACAGCAACAGCAGCACCAACAACAACAACAACAACAACAACAGCAACAACAACAACAACAACAGCAACAACAGCAGCAACAGCAGCAAAGCGAGUACUACGAUGCCUCGAACGUGAUAGUAUCUCAGUCCGGUUACAUCAGCAUUGCUACGAAUUUAAAGGAUCACGAGGUCGAGAGCACAAAGUUAACCAAGAAGAUACGACGUGGCGCUUCUUUAAAAAACGCUAUGAGCUCCAUGAGCAACUGGCUACCCGAUCUUCAUCUGAGCAAAAGACAUCGGAGUCAGUCUUUACCAGGCGGAGUCCGAAGGGAGGAUUUGGACGUAUCUCAGGACAAUCAGCAGAAACUUUUGUCCGAGACGAGUGCCGGCAGAGGACGAGGCAGAAGUCAGGCACCUAGGAAAAAGAAGAAGCACACCUUGGUAUCAACCGUUUCUGGUAUUCUUCAAAAGGCCAAACGGCGAACUCAUCACUCGCAAUCGCUUUCGGAUCCUGAACAAUCGGAGACCGAGUGGAGCAGCGGCAGACAGAGCGGACUUUCGGAGGACGAGGACAGCGUGAUGUCCGACGUUAAUCAAGAACAGCCUUUCUUUGCGAAAGUAAAAACGGCGAGCACAAAGCGAAAAUCAGCGCAGCAAUCGAUUACAAUCCAGCAAUCGUCCCAGCUAACCCAGCAGCAGCAGCAGCAGCAGCAGCAACAGCAGCAGCAGCAACAACAGCAGCAGCAGCAGCAGCAGCAGCAGCAGCAGCAGCAACAACAAGUUCUGCAACAGCAGCAACAGCAAAUUCUGCAACAGCAGAAUCUUCAACAGCAACAAGCUUUGCAGCAACAAGCUCUGCAACAACAAAUUCAACAGCACCAAGAACAAUUGCAGCAGCAAGCCGCGCAGGAGGCCUGGGCGAAGGAGAAGGAACAAAGGAGGGUCGACUCGAGUGAACACGAAUCGAGCGAACAAACGAUAGCCAUGGAGGAGGAGGGAAAAAGCACUGGCUCGGGAUCGGGCGGAUCGUCGAUCUUUCAAACGGUCGGGGAUAUAAAACGAUCGACGGGUAGCUCGGACGAGGCACCGAACGAGAAAGCGCCGAAACUACCGCCGGUAACGAUAAUGGGCGGUGCCAGCAUGGAAUUCGCCGUGUCAAGAGCCCUCGGUAAAUAUCGCCAAAGACAAUCCUCGACGGUGUCCGACGAGCAACCGGUGAUGGACGAAAGCGCGACCGAAAAGAAGUCCGACGAUGGUAACGGUCAGUCGUUAGAGCCGAGCUUCGAGUAUCCCGAGGAUCUCUCGGAGAAGAGCGAGAAGAGCGAAAAGUCAGGUAGCGCCCGAUUACCCGAAUUGGUAACGAAUUUGUCGGAGGAAGCUCCGCCGUCGGAGGGUAGCCCUUCGGCGUCGAGCGCGAGAGGAUUCGUUCAGAGCGCCGUUACGCGAUUUCUUCCUCGACAUCAACAAUCCCUCGAGAUACCUUGGGGAGGCGGCCGUUCCGGCGAGGACGAAGACAAUAGAAGUACGCACUCUUACAGAAGCACCUCGAGAGUAUCGUCGAGACGGCAGAGCACCGAGGACUCAAUCGAUUCCGAGGACGAGUGGUACUGUUACGAGUUGCGUAAACUCGAGGAGCUAGAAAGGCAAUCGCAAAUGGAUAUGGAAAUGAGCGAGGUCUUGGUGGAGGAACCGGAGGAACACGAGCCUUAUCAACCGGACGACGCCGUAAAGGAGAGGAUGUCUUGCGUGCUGAAGGAGCUCAAAAUGAAGGCCGCCGGUGCGAGGCCUUCGAAGAUCGACCUGAAGGAAGAUAAGGAAAUUUUACGAGUCGUUGUCAAAACCAACGGUCCCGUUAUCAAGGAACGCCGAAUCGAGGAAAUCGCCGAUAGAUAUCCGAGAGACGAGAAGCCGAUUCCUAAGAGAAAAUCGGCCGAGAGUAUAGAGGCUGUGUUCGCUCGAGUAACGGACUAUCACACGUGGGCGCACGAAGAGGAAGCGAGAAAGGAGAGGGCCGCUACGUCCCCGAGGACCGAGGAUGGUUCCUCCUCGGGCGAGACGUCCGGUCCUGAUAGUCCUGGACGAUCGAUGGACGACGACGAGAUCGAGGAAGAGGAGGAGGAGGAGGAGGAGGAGGAGGAGGAGGAGGAGGAGGAGGAGGAGGAGGAGGAGGAGGAGGUGGAGGAGGGGGAGGAAGAAGAGAAGGUGGAAAGGGAGAGCGACCGGACGAGAAGAUCGGCUCGGGACGAGGAGGAAAGAGGUGAAUUACAAAAGGAUCUCGAUGAGGGACAAUCAAGACGAAGUUCAAGCGGCGUAUCUGUCCUACGACAAGAGGAGAAAAUUCUUCGAGGUACGGAAACCCUAUCUCGCGAUGGUAGCCUGACCGUUGGACUCGCCGGCGAGACGUUGGAAGAGCGAGAUGUUGCCGAGACCGAUGCGAAUUUGGGCCUACCCAAGAUCAAGAUCGAUUCCUCAUCUUGCGCCGGUGCCGCCGACGUUACGAUCUUGAAGGAGGGCCAGGUUAGUCCCGGUCCACCUGGCUCCAAAUGGAAGCUCUUAAAAACGUUGAAGGAACGGAAGGAAGAGAAACUCAAGGAGAUCGAGGAAGCAUCGAAAGAAGCUGCGACCAUUUCUCAGGGACCCACGGCGAACGGAAGUGGACCAGGCGGCGAAUCCGGUGGACGAGCCAACGGGCAUCCAGGCGAUAAUCCUUUCUACAGCAACAUCGACAGUAUGCCGGAUAUUCGACCGCGCAGGAAGUCGAUACCAUUGGUCUCCGAGCUGGUCUUGAAGACAAUGGCGGCGACGAAGAGGAACGCCGCAGGGCUCACAUCCGCGGUGCCCAGGGCUACGCUGAACGACGAGGAACUGAAGAUGCACGUCUACAAGAAAACGCUGCAGGCGAUGAUCUAUCCCAUCUCGUCGACGACGCCUCACAAUUUCGUCACUUGGACGGCCACCUCGCCGACCUACUGCUACGAAUGCGAGGGUCUACUCUGGGGUAUCGCGCGUCAGGGCGUUCGAUGCAUGGAAUGCGGCGUCAAGUGUCACGAAAAGUGCAAGGAUUUGCUCAAUGCUGACUGCCUGCAGAGGGCCGCGGAGAAGAGCUCGAAGCACGGCGCCGAGGAUAAAGCCAAUAGCAUAAUCACGGCAAUGAAGGAAAGGAUGAAGCAGAGGGAGAUGGAAAAGCCAGAGAUCUUCGAGCUCAUUCGGUCAGUCUUCGGGGUCGACGAGGCUGCGCACCUGGGCCACAUGUCAGCGGUGAAGCAGUCGGUUCUGGAUGGUACGAGCAAAUGGUCGGCGAAGAUCGCCAUUACAGUGAUCUGCGCUCAAGGAUUAAUCGCCAAGGAUAAGAGCGGUACGUCCGACCCGUACGUCACGGUCCAGGUCGGUAAGGUGAAGAAACGCACGAGAACGAUGCCGCGCGAGCUCAAUCCUGUCUGGCACGAAAAGUUUUACUUCGAAUGUCACAAUUCGUCCGAUCGGAUAAAGGUUCGCGUCUGGGACGAGGACAACGAUUUGAAGUCGAAACUGCGACAGAAACUUACGCGCGAGAGCGACGAUUUUCUUGGACAAACGAUCAUCGAGGUGAGAACCCUCAGCGGCGAGAUGGACGUCUGGUACAAUCUGGAAAAGAGAACGGACAAGAGCGCGGUAUCCGGUGCCAUCAGGUUGCACAUAAGCGUGGAGAUCAAGGGAGAGGAAAAGGUCGCUCCGUAUCACGUGCAAUACACCUGCCUUCACGAGAACCUAUUCCAUAGUUUAUGCGAGGAGAACGCCGGGAUGGUCAGCCUACCGCAGGCAAAGGGCGAGGACGCAUGGAAGGUGUACUUUGAUCCGCCCGGCGAAGAACUCGUCGACGAAUUUGCCAUGCGAUACGGCAUCGAGAGCAUCUACCAGGCCAUGACACACUUCCACUGCCUUUCGACGAAGUACCUGUGCCCAGGGGUCCCCGCGGUAAUGUCGACCCUGUUGGCCAACAUAAACGCCUAUUACGCCCACACAACCGCUAGUUCGGCCGUUUCCGCCAGCGAUAGAUUCGCCGCGAGUAAUUUUGGGAAAGAAAAGUUCGUGAAAUUGCUGGACCAGCUGCACAAUUCCUUGAGGAUCGAUCUCUCGUCGUACAGAAAUAAUUUCCCAGCAUCGAGCCAGGAGAAACUGAUGGACCUGAAGAGCACCGUCGAUCUUCUUACGAGCAUCACGUUCUUCCGUAUGAAGGUGCAGGAAUUGUCGAGCCCGCCACGAGCCAGCACCGUCGUCAAGGAUUGCGUUAAGGCUUGCUUACGUUCGACCUAUCAGUUCCUCUUCGAGCAUUGCUACGAGCUCUACAGCAGAGAAUUUCAGGCUGAUCCGAACGAACCGAAAAAGGAUCCGGAGGAUCACGGGCCACGACGGGACUCUCUCGACUUUUGGCACAAACUCAUCGCUCUUAUCGUUUCGGUUAUCGAGGAGGACAAGAACAGCUAUGCGCCCGUGUUGAACCAAUUCCCCCAGGAGUUGAACAUCGGUCAACUAUCGGCGGCCACUAUGUGGUCUUUGUUCGCGGUCGACAUGAAGUACGCCCUGGAGGAUCACGAGCAGCAUAGACUGUGCAAGUCCUCGGCCUAUAUGAAUCUACACUUCAAGGUGAAGUGGUUGUACACGAAUUACGUGAAAGACGUACCACCUUACAAGGGUGCCGUGCCGGAAUAUCCCGCCUGGUUCGAGCCGUUCGUCAUGCAAUGGCUCAACGAGAACGACGACGUUUCCUUGGAAUACUUACACGGUGCCUUUAGCAGAGACAAGAAGGACGGGUUCCAAAAGAGCAGCGAGCACGCUCUCUUCAGCGUGUCGGUCGUCGACGUGUUUACCCAACUGACCCAGUGCUUCGACGUCGUCUCGAAGCUCGAGUGUCCCGAUCCGGAGAUUUGGAAGAGGUACAUGAAGAGAUUCGCAAAGACCAUAGUAAAGGUUCUGGUCGCUUACUCUGACAUCGUCAAAAUAGAAUUUCCCGUUCACUUGAAGGAGGAACGAAUCGCUUGCAUCCUCAUGAACAAUAUCCAACAGCUGCGCGUGCAGCUGGAGAAGAUGUUCGAGUCGAUGGGCGGUGAAAAAUUGGAGGAGGACGCGGCGAACAUCUUGAAGGAGCUUCAGCAGCAGCUUAACAGCGCCCUGGACGACCUGGCGAUGCUCUUCGCCAAGAGUCUCGAGCCGCGUAUAACGGCGUCGGUCCGAGAACUGGGAGAUCUCCUUUUGGCUAUCAAAGGUGGCGGUCAGGUUACCUUGUCCCAAGCGCAACAAAGGAACAACGUCGCCGUCGAGGCCGACGAGGUGUUGAGGCCUCUCAUGGUACUUCUCGACGGAAGUCUUUCUCUAUAUGCCGAAUCCUGCGAGAAGACGGUACUCAAGAGAUUAUUGAAGGAACUUUGGAAGAUCGUCAUGAGGAUCCUCGAAAAGACGGUCGUCUUACCGCCCAUGACGGACAAGAGCAUGAUGUUCAAGAAUCUAACGGAUAACGCGAAGAAUCUCGCGGCGAACGCCAAGAUAGAGGACAUGUCAAAGUUGUUUAAGAAUCACAUGACCGGAAAGCCGGACGUCAAGAAUGCUCUCAGCGGUGUCAUGGAUAUCUCGAAAGAGGUGGAGAAGAAUUUGUCGCCGAAGCAGUGCGCCGUACUCGACGUCGCCCUCGACACCAUCAAGCAAUACUUCCAUGCGGGUGGGAACGGCUUGAAAAAGGCCUUCCUCGAAAAGUCUCCCGAACUGCAGAGCCUUCGAUACGCUCUCAGCCUUUACACGCAGACGACGGACACCCUGAUCAAGACCUUCGUUACUUCUCAAAUCAAUCAAGUGCCGCUGAACGAUGCGUCAACGUUACGUCAGCGUCAGCGUUCGAUGAGCAGCGAGAGAGGCGACGAAGGCGAAGGAGCCGAGGGUAUGGAAAGCCUCGAGGAACCCCUUCGCCAGAGCAAGCCCUCUCUUCGUCGAGAGAGUCGUCAAGUUCCAGAUACGGCUGGUACGGACGAAGGUUCGGUGGGAGAAGUUAGCAUCCAGGUUGACCUCUUCACGCAUCCUGGAACCGGCGAGCAAAAGGUCACGGUCAAAGUCGUCGCUGCGAACGAUUUAAAGUGGCAAUUGGCUACGGGAAUGUUUAGGCCUUACGUUGAAGUCAAUCUGAUUGGUCCGCAUCUGACCGGCAAAAAGAGGAAACAAUCGACGAAAUCGAAGAGCAACAAUUGGUCGCCCCAAUUCAACGAAAGUUUCGACUUCAUGAUCGGUAACGAGCAGCAACAAUUGGACUUUUACGAGCUUCACAUUUGCGUGAAGGAUUAUUGCUUCGCGAGAGAGGACAGACUGGUCGGCGUGGCGGUGAUGCAGCUCAAGGAUAUCGUCGAAGAGGGUUCCUGCGCGUGCUGGCUGUCGCUCGGCAAGCGAAUUCAAAUGGACGAGACCGGUUGGACCAUUUUGCGAAUUCUCUCGCAAAGAAACAACGACGAGAUAGCGAAGGAAUUUGUAAAAUUAAAGAGCGACAUCAGACAGGAAACACCUCUACCAAAUCCCACUUGAAACGGCGGACCGUCGGCGCACUAAACUCGACAGCGAUGCGAUACGUCCUUUGAGCUUGGAAAGAGCUCCAAGGUCUUGGCGGAUGGCGGACAAGAUUUUGUCUGACGAUGGGCAAGCAAGAGGACAGGACAAGGAAAGAAUGAAAGAAAGAAAGAAAGAAAGAAAGAAAGAAAGAAAGAAAGAAAGAAAGAAAGAAAGAAGGAAAGAAAGAAAGAAAGAGAAAAAGAAAGAAUGAAAGAAAGACAAAAAGCAAGCGAGGAAGAAAGAAAAAGAGAAAAGAAUGGGUUCGCUCUAUGGUAUUACCGAUGACAAGCAACAUCAACGACUUGCUAUAUAGUCCAUACCGAAAGGAGACAAACGUACGAGGAACGAUCGAGACUGCUCAAAGCGCUAAAUUUCCGGUCGAUCGACCGAAUUCCUUCCGCUCGAUAUUUUUAGGAUCACGAUGAGAGCAACGAUUCGUUGCUACUCCUCUUUCCUGCUUCCUUCGCGCGAAAGGGAUCCGAACGAGCGCCGCUUCUUUUCCCCAUUUUUACGAGUCACACGUGCAACGCCUCUAUACACAUCUACCUCCACGCGUACCCAUCCGCUCUCUCACACACACACACACACACACACACACACACACACACGCACACACACGUACGAGGGACGUGCAGAUAGAUCCGUUUUAGCGUUAUCGCUCACAAACAAUCGCCACAGAGCUAAACCAACGUUCUUUCGGCUCGUCGAUGAGAAAAAAUAUCAAGUAAUACCAAGGACGAUUCCUGCCGUCCCUUUUGGAAAUUCUCAAACUACUCGAGAGCUCGACCGAAGGAGACUGUGAAGUAGUCCCAACGACGACGAAUAACGUUAUCAUAAUACGACAUUAGGAGAGGCAAACGUCAUUGAGAAGAAAGAACGAGUCGUUUGAUUCUUUUCCUCGUGCCGUGUGUCGCGAGGAAAGAAAAGAUAGUACGUACGAAAUAAGAAGAGUCGAAAAAGUGAAAACAGUGCUGCCAGUACGCAAUAUAUUUGCUAAAUAUUCGUUAUGUAAGAGGGAAAAGGAGAAUAAGAGAGCGCUUAAGGAAAAUUAUUGUAAAAUGGAGAAUUACGGACACCCCUGAAAGACUUGGAACGACCGGCAGAUUUAUCGAAGUAAAAUAAGAGGGGGGCAAGCGAAUAAGGGGUCCGCGAUCGAAAGAAAAACAAAAAAAAAAAAAAAAGAAAAAAGAAAAAAAAGAAGAAGAUAAGGUAAAGAAAGCCCGAGGGGAGGAAAUAUAAGCGAAAGACGAUAUUCCGCGCUCGUAAAGACACGAUAACCCUUAGGCCGUUUUGUUCGAACGGACGAGAGUUUACUGUAGAUAAACGUGGAAACAUAUUGUUGACGAGGAAGAAUUUUUCUAACACAAUUAUUUAAAUGUAGCAUUGCGUACGACCAAUGGGCGCGCCCUGACGUCAAUCAAGGCGCGCCAUUAGUAAUAAAAACUUAGGCAUUGUAAUGUAUAAAGUACGUUCUUAUUCGUAAGAGUAACAAAAGUAAAAGAAAGAAAGAAAGAAAGAAAGAAAGAAAGAAAGAAAGAAAGAAAGAAAAGAAAAAAAGAAAAAGAACAAAAAAAGGAACAAAAAAAAGGAAAAAAAAAAGAGGAAGAAAAAAUUAUCACUUCUUUUUCGAAGUCGAAGUUAGGAUGAAACACGUCGAGAUCCACGAGUUGGCUUCGAGUUUCUCUCUUUCUCUACGAGCGAACGAGCGCCCGAAAUCGAAACGAAACUCUCGUUAUUUAUUCAUAGUAAUUGUCCAGCAAUAGGCGAAGACGUUCCAAUGAUACUCGUAGCUUCGAUUUUUCUCGAAAUAUUAAGUACUAUUUAAAGAAGGAAGAAGAGACGAGGCGCUUUUUUAUGCGAACCAAAGACUCUACUAAAAGGCAGACGCGCGAGUACGAUUGGAAAAAAUGCCGCUCAACUCCGCUCGCCUCUCAUCCUCGCGACUGCUAUUCUCUCUUCGGCUUUCUCUUUUUCUCUCUCUUUCUCUCUCUCUCUCCCUCCAUCCCUCCCUCCCUCCCCCCCCCCCUCUCUCUCUCUCUCUCUCUUGAAACUCUCUUACGUAAUCGAAGAAAAAAGGAAAAAAAAGAAAAGAAGAAAAAUAAUGCACUUUUACGUGGCAAAGAACGUUCGCUCGUGGAGAUGUGGUGGAUAUAGAAAGGGCGAGAGGAGCCUCUCUCUCUCUUCGCUCGGAGCUUCUUCGUUGGGAUCUCGAAGCGUAGCUUGAUUAUAUCGAAAAGGGAGCUAGGAAAAGAAGCGAAUGAUAACCACACAUCGUCCAGCCUGUGCGGAUCGAACAGGUAUAAUAAAGGUAAAAUAAAGAAAAACAAUUUCAGAGAUUACGACAUGAUUAUAAUUGAAAAAGUUUCUACUUACGUAGUUACGUCUAGAUGCCAUAUACUUACGUAUUGUGUAUAGUGUGUCUAAAAGAAAACGCUGAAUACGUAGCUGCGAGAGGCCGGCUUUGUACGAGAAACGUAUGGGGAUAUCUAGUUUACGUACGCGCCUUGUAUAUGCGUGGGUAAGCGAAGGUGAGCGCGCGUACGUAGAUUUGUGCGUAUCCGAGCGUACAUCGCGCGAUCGUUUUAUUAAUCGUCGACGAGCUUGGGAAGCGACGACCGAACUACCAUUGAUAACAACUCGAGAGAGAAAACUCGCGAAUUCGGACUCGCGCAUUCAUUUCUUCAUCGUCUACGAGCUUAUUCUCCGAGCGUAUUUUCCAGGCUCGUUCCUCUUUCUUCUCCUUUUUCAUUUUCAUUUCCAUUCAUUAGGACCCAAAAGCGUAUCGUCGAAAAACUUGCCAAAAGAAACGUACUAUUUGGAAGGAACUACCAACACUGGCCGUACACGAUUACACGGUUUCUAUCAGAUUUUCUUCUUCUAGAGGGUUUUGUCACAUGCACACACGUCCAUACAUACACGACACAUACUUUGCUUGUCCGUAAUCGCGAUUCUUACGGACAUUCCUUGGCGAGAUAUCAUCCUCCAUUUUUGCGAUAAGCGCGCUGUUUACUUUCUUUACGUUUCUUCGUUCCGCUUGCCUAAACUCGAAAUUUGCCGCCACGUGCCGUUCAGAAUCGAACGAAGAAGAUCGCAAUCGAAGAACGUAGAAAGAAGAAAAAAAGAAAGAAAAGGACAGAGAGCGAAAGACGGGUCCAUCCCUCCUUUCGAGAUCUGUCUAUUUUCUUCUAGCCGCCUAACUAAGGUACGCGUAAUUAGUGAUAUAAACAAAAAAGAAAAAAAAACAAAAAAAGAAAAAACAAGAAAAAACGAACAAAAAAAAAAGAAAGAAGAAGAAGAAGAAACAGGUAGAUACCGAGAUGGCAUAAGAAAAAAAAAAAAAAAAAAAAAAAAAAAAAAGGGAAAAGGAAAUGACAGGAGGACCAUUUUCGCCGUUUUCCUCGUUGUCGCGUAACUACUCUCCCGCUUGUAUUAAUAUCUCGUAAGCUUAAAAGAAAAUAUCUCGUGCAUUCUGUGAUACUUGGCCCCCUUCCCCCCGCCCCCCCCCCGCCCCGUGAAAAACGCAUACGUACUCACCCUUUACGACGUACACGUACUCGUCGCACGAGCACGUGUACGACUACGAGAUAAGGAACAAACGAAGAUAAGACGCAACUUCGAUCCUAACUAGCUACAAUAUUUUUCUCAUUUUAAAGAACAUUCCGAGCAGAUUUAUACUCUCUGUAAUCGUCUAACGUCCGAAUAGUCUCGAGUCGACGUUGAUAAUUGAGAAGAUGCGAAUCGCAAUAAACGAGCGUCGCCUCGAUCGUGGCACACGGAGCGCGAUGAUAUAUCGACGGGGCAAGAAGAAACGAUAAAGAAUAAGAAGGAACAAAGCAAGUAAAUAAUGACGGAGGAACCUGAAACGCAAAAGUCCGUGCCACGUCUCUCCUUUUUUCCUCGAGAUCGAUGAAAGAAGCGGUAGAAAAAAAGGGCAAAAUGAGAUAUCGUCGUUGAUUUUGACCCUUUUUUCGCCAUCUUUUUUUUCGUUCUUCUUUCUCGCUCUUACCUCGGAGACAACAAGGGUGGAAUCGGCAUUCGAAAGGACUAAACCUCGUACGGGUCUUCACGUUGGACUUUUGCGUUACAGUCGCCGGCAAAGGCGCAGAACCAAAUAUCGAGCCAGACUCCAGGGAUCGUUCGAAGCUAUCGAAAGCGCGUAUUGAAGGGCGAUAUCGAAGAAUUCAAAAAAAGCCGUUUAAGAGGAGAAAAGAUACAAACGAACAAAAAUAUACACAACUGUUGACAAUACUAUGCUUGAAAAAAAAUCGUAUGACGCGUAUGUAAUGUACCUAACGAAUAUUAUUUAAAAAGAAAAAAAGAAAAAAAAAGAAAAACAAAAAAAAAAAAAAAAGAAAAAAAGAGAAAAAAGUAUUAAGCGAAAAAAAGAACGGAUGGAGUUUCGGUGUUUCGCGACUAAAGGGAAAAAGGGAGAAAAAGGAAGAAAAAAAAAAAACGGACGUCGCGUAUUUAAGGAACGAUCAUGGAAAGGAAAACGCGAACGAGUCGCGUAAAAAUCUGUGCGUGCAUGUGGAUGACUGCGUGCUUCAUUAGGUAAGAAAAUGAUGUCUAAUCGAACAAUAGAUGCGUCGUCAUUUUUGUCGUCCCGCGAAAAACAUUGAUAACUGUCAUCGUUGUUAUCAACAUUUUUUUUCACGCGUAGAUGACCAAGUAAAUUCGAUAUAAUGAAUGAAAAAAGAAAAAGAAAAGAAAAGAAAAAAAAAAAGAACGACGAGACGCCGGUGCGCAGUCUCCGAAUACAAAGGUAAUUCCAAAGCAAUUGUAUCCGAUUCAAACACGCACAUUUAACACAACAAAUUUCGAGCGAAUUAAGAAGAGAGAAAGAGAGCGAGAGAGCGAGAGAGCGAGAGAGCGAGAGAGCGAGAGAGCGAGAGAGAGAGAGAGAAAGAUUACUAUUACAUAUAUAAAGAUCCCGAUCUUUGUUAAUAAUAAAUGUUCCACUUUCAUUCGUUCACUCGUACCAAAGAGUUGCAUUCUUCUUAUUUCUUUCUUAAUAUCGGGACGAAAAGCUUGACCCUUCGAGAAACAUCGAACGCGAACGUCAAAAAAAUUUAGCUUUUUCCCGAUUUCGUCCCGUCCAAGCGUUUCUCUUUCUCUUUUCUAUAAAUCAUAUCGUCGGCGAUAAUAAAAAUCUCAUAUCAUUCCUCUCGCAUCGUAGCCCGCAUUGUACAUAAACGUCGCGUACAUAAUAGACGAAUGAUCUUCCGCGUAGCGUCCUCAUCGCGAGAUAGAAAGAGGGAGAGAGAGGGGGGUGGGGGGAGAGAGAGAGAGAGAGAGAGAGAUAGAUGAAUAGAAACGAGAGAAUCGAGAGUAACAAGUCGUACAAAUUUUUAUCGUUGCGUUACGAGCGGAUAAUCAAGGUCGAAUCUACGAAUACACGUUCGCACGUACGAACAAUGGUCAAAGUUUUUAGAAGAAUUCGUUUAUCGAACGAAGUAAACGUGCGCGUCGACUUUAAAAUCGACUAUCGGUUUCGAAGAAUCGUUUGGAAAAUUCACUUACAUAUUUCUAACUGACAAAUACAAAUUUAAGCGCGGAUCUCAGCGGAAGGUUUUUUCAAAAUCGCGAUAGUCGUUCCUUGUAAUAACGUACGCCUUGUAAUAUAUUUUACGAACGAGAUGAUUUCAUAUGUGAUUUGUACAUAUAUAAGAUGAUGCCAGGAGCGAAUGCGUGUGACAAUGCGUGUGCGUCAAAGCGAAUGAUGGUAAAAAAGAGAGAACAAAGAACGGAUAGAUGACGGCGAAAGGACCAAAAAAAAUUUGCAGUUUGAAUGACAGUGUGAGAGAGAGAGAGAGAGAGAGGGUGAGAGGGAGAGUAGGCUGAUGCUUCGAUCAUAACGUUGUGUUUCAUAUCAUAAACAAAAUUAUAAUAUAUCGUUAUUUUUUAAGAAUAAACGACACAUCGAGAGGGGGAGAGAGAGAGAGAGAGAGGGAGAGGAGAACGAGGAAUCGAAAAUGAAAUGACGAAGGAACGAUGAGGACGACAGUAUCGAUCGCAUGGCCUGCAAAUUUAGUCACUAGUAAAGAAAUAAAAAGUUGGUGCGAUCGACGCGGGUACGUCAGCAAACUCGCUGCGUCUUACUACGUUAAAGCUUUUCCUUUUCUUUUUCUUUUUUUGUUCUUUUUCUCGAUAAUAUCGCAAGUCGAGGAAAAAUGAAGUAAACGAGAUCUCGCGACGAAUUGAAAAAAAUAUAAAGAAGCCGCAUAAUGGAAUCGAGUCGGAAUAGCGUCUUACUCAAAAUCGUUAUGGCUUCGCUUCUCUCUCCAUCCUACGAGCCGCAUCUCCGUCUACCCUAUUUCAAUCACCAUCGAUACCUCUCCUUCGACUACCCGCUAUUUCAUUUUCAUAUCGACGCAAGUACGCGCACGUGUAAGAUACUAGCGCAUUUAUCGGCCAUACAGUCACAGAUAAAUAUAUUGCACAUACGAUUGCACAUAUUAUUAUACAUAGCACGCCACUGUACAUAAAUACGUAAUACAUGAUCGUGAUAUUGUACGUCAUAACCGAGCCGUUACCUCGCGCAAUCCUACAAAAGUCGAGAGUUUGGGAAAGAGAAACGCGAGUAAACGGCGAGGAGAGCGAAGGCGUUUUCUAAAAAUUCGAUUUCGAUUUCCCGGCUCUCCCGAACGAAGAAAGAAAAAGGGAAAAAAAAAAAAAGAAAAGAGGAAAAAAAAUGAAAAAAGAAAAAAACAUAUAAUUCCGAUACGUCUGAGCUCGCAUUCGUAUACUCACGUAUAUCGGCGGUGUAUCGUCGUUACUUGUGCGCCACGCUGCGUGUUCUCUCUUUUUCCAAUCGUAUCCUCCGUUAUCGUUUCCACUUCUAUUUACUUAGUGAUAUUGAGAAGAAAAAAAAAAAAAAAAAAAGAAAAAAGAAAAAGAUGCAAAAAAAGAAAAAAAAGAAAAAAAAAGAAAAAAGAAAAAAAAGAAAACAGAGCUAUUAUCUUUGUAAGCUUAAAAGAAGGAAAAACGAAACGAAACGAAGAAGAGAAAAUAUCGAGAUGUCUCGCACGCGUUCCAUUAGCCGAGUCGCCGCGAGCUCCCCCCUUACGUCGUCCUUAGAACGUCCUUUCAUCGGGAGGGAAAGAGAAAAAGAAACUACAUAGGACGAAUGCUCGUUGUGCUUCUAUUAGAGACUUUUUUAAGGAUAUACCACCAGAGGUGCCAUCGAUCCUCGCGAGAGCAUGGUAGAAGAAGGUGUAUGUCGUCGACGACGGCGACGACGACGACGACGACGACGAUCCGCGAGGAUAAUUACGACAAUGGAAUCUCAAAGGAGAUGAGAAAAUCUGUAGUUUCUUCGUACAUACGUACCUCCCUCGAUUAUAUUCUUUCGUUCUAUUAGCUCGAUCGCGAGAAACGGCUUUCUCGUAACGGCAUACACCUACAUUUACCCUGCCCGAUGCGAAUUUCUGUAAUAACAAAGAAAAUAAUAAACGCGCUUUCGCGAAUAAGAAAAAUAAUAUCAGAAAGAAGCGUAUAAGCGAUAAGUACGUACGUUUACAUCGUGUGUGUAUAUAUACAUAUAUGCAUGUCAAUGUAUGUGUAUAUAUAGAUAUAUGGAUAUAUGUAUUCGUGUGCUCGACUUGUAUAGACGGACAGAGAGAGAGAGAGAGAGGGAGGGAGGGAGAGAGAGAGAGAGAGAGAGAGAGAGAGAGAGAGAGAGAGAGAGAGAGAGAGAGAGAGACUAUAUGAAUAGCGGCAC